AUGAGUACACCAAAAAUUCCUACCGCAGCGCAAAAGCCGAAAUCCCUCGUAUGGACGGUGUGCGCCUUUAGAAAGCCGUCUAUGACAGAGGAUGAAUUCCACCACUACAUGACCAACGUGCACGCACCACUUGUUCGCGAUGCGCUUGUUCGUCACGGCAUUACUCGUUACUCUAUGAGUCAUUUUGAUUCCGCCUCCAAAGCGCUCCUUGCACAAGUCAUGGAUCCUCAGUUUAUCAACGAUGCUGGAUACGACAUGGUGACGCAGAUCAGAUUCCCCGAUAUUCAGUGCUUCAUCAAUUUCAAAAGAGAUCCGUUUUACAAGGAGCAUGUCAUGCCUGAUCACGACCGCUUCACCGAUCCCGCGCGAGUCUUCUUGAGUGUUGGUUGGGUGGAGGAUCAUGUUGUGGAUGGUGUUGUAGUCUAG
Messenger RNA from Akanthomyces muscarius, 426 nucleotides. RefSeq lists its product as uncharacterized. Gene Ontology annotation, molecular function: oxidoreductase activity. Bases 1 to 426 code for a protein of 141 amino acids. The record is from RefSeq and is a predicted model, not a curated record. The transcript has 3 exons. NCBI's taxonomy places the organism in Eukaryota, Fungi, Ascomycota, Sordariomycetes, Hypocreales, Cordycipitaceae.